This is a messenger RNA of Babesia bovis T2Bo, 835 nucleotides long. RefSeq lists its product as uncharacterized. Bases 48 to 791 code for a protein of 247 amino acids. The transcript has a single exon. Lineage: Eukaryota; Apicomplexa; Aconoidasida; Piroplasmida; Babesiidae. The record is from RefSeq and is a predicted model, not a curated record.
GGGAGAGUAUAUGAGUCGACCGCAGUCAAAAAUAGAUACUCAGCAAAAUGAGCUGUAAUAUACUACUAGAAAGGGCUCUGCCGCUAGGCAGGAGCGUUUGUAAUCGAUUUAUGAACCGUAUACAGCCAGUGGCGGUAGUAAAAAGAUACGCGCACACAUUCCAUGAACCUCCACACUUUAAAUACCAAGGAGACGGACUUCCACCUAUAUCCUGUGAACAGAUACAACAAAUGGUACACAUGAACGAACGUAUGGCACAUGGAAGACUGGCACCCAUGAGACCGGCCACAACACCGCUACGCGAGUCGGAGUGUUCAGUAGAAGGACAAAACCUAGAACUUUUUGAAGACUUGAAAGAACUACAUGAUUGCGUACUCGCAGCUAAUUGGCAUAAUUCAAUGUUGAUGACCAUGAACGCCGAUAUAUGGGAAGCUAGACUAGCACAUCUCAAGGAAUUGGCUGAAGAUGUACCAGAUAUGCAAGUACAAAUCAUGUUGAGCAAAACACUGGAACUUUUCGAUGCACUAUACAAAGCAGAAGAUGUGCAAGAUCACAUAUUUGAACUAGUUGAGGAACUACCUCACUUUGGAGGGAAACCAGCAUCAGGAGCACCUAUUGCCACAGGAAACCUAGAUAAACAUAUCAAAUUAGUAUUAGAAAGAUACGCUAAAUUAAAGAAGGAACAUCCAAGAUAUACAGCAAAAAUACAAGAUUCAGUGGGAUACUCACUGGCGCUGCUAAGGCAAAGAUAUACGUUCAGCUGGCCAGAGGAACACAAGUAUUUCUAUUAAUACAAAAAUUGAACUCCAUAAAUUUGGAUUUGUAACAUCGGGGA